AUGUCGACCUCAAAGCCCAAAGCCAUGCUCAAGCACUCCAAAGGCAAGAAGAAAUCAGAGCAGACGGUAUUGCGUGAAUUCAUUCUAAUCUUCCCUCCAGCCGGAGUAGAUCUAGAAGAAGCCGCUGGGAAAUGGAGGGCGGGCGAUGCAGUGAAGUCUAUGCGCUUCUUCACAAGGGCAGUCGAGACCUAUGAUCAGGGGCUCCGAAAGUUCCCCAGUAGCCUUGACCUGGCAUACAACAAGGCUCGAGUUCUGCUGGAGGUUGCUACUCAUCCCAUCUUAGUCAACCAGCUUCAGACUUCGGUGCUUGAAGCCCUUCAAAGAGCUUUAGAGGCACAUCGAUAUGCACUAGAUCUGGAUCAGAACAAUGCGGAUAGUCUAUUCAACACAUCCCAGGUUCUGACCGGUAUUGCCGAGAUACAGGCCAGAGACGGUGCCGAUCAAGAGGCGUUGCAAACACUGGAGCAAGCACUGGAAGUUCAAACCCGCUGCCUUGCUCUUCAAGAACUCAAAUUGGAGGACUCUGCUCAACAGCAAGCAAAUCUGGAAGCACAAACUGAUCAGGAUUUCGCAACGGCCAAUUCUCCAAAGCUGGGUGGGUCAGACCAUGCAUUAUCGACGGCAACCAACGACAGCGAAGACCAGUGGUUUUCUAUUGUGGAGCCUGUCACCAAAGAUACUCUGAUUGAUACUAUUCUAGCACAGCUCGGGACUUUGACCACCCUCUGCAGCAUCCUUUCCUCCUUGGCAAACUCUACGUUGUCAAGCAGCCUUGCUUGGGUCGAAGAAUUCUCAACCAAGCUUGUCAAGACGAAACUUCCUGUCCUCCUUCAGGAAGCGGCUCCGGAUCGAGUCCAAGAAGUGGCAUUGACCCGCGCGAUAUUCAUCUCGAACUUGCUCGAGGCUGGCUAUCGAAUGGGGUCCAUUGACGUCGAAACAUAUAAAAGGGAGCGAGAUGACGCAUUCAAAUCAUCAGAGCUUAGUUUGGACGGGUCUUUUGCAGCUCUUUCAGCGAACGCAAGUAGCUUAAUUUCGUUUAGCACUGCUAUCAAGGAGCGUGAACAACCAUUGAUCGCCUCUUAUGCGCCGAAGAGCUGGAACGCGUUGUCAACAGCAAUGGCGAGUCUAGCAGCCGCAGCCAAAAUUGCGGAGCCUGUCCCGGAUGAAAUAGCUGAGACGCAUUUAUUGCGUGGCAACUGCUCUUUACUGCAAUACCAGCUUGGUCAGCCACCAGUAUCCUACCAAACGGCUACGAAAAAUGCGGACCAGCUUUUGAAGAACGCAGAUGUGUUCUAUCGCAACGCAAGUAAGCUUUUCCAAGAUGGUGAGCAAAAACUCAUCUCUCAAUUCAGGGCCAGUGUUGCCCAGUCGUUACAGGAGGGAAAUGUUGUUGCCACCGCUGCACAUGCAGCUGGUCAGCAAAAGGGCCAGGCCUGGAUUGAGAGUCAGCUUGAUGAUAUGGCGGAGGAAGGUAUCAUCAGUCUUGCUAUAUGA
Exophiala aquamarina CBS 119918 is the source of this 1494-nucleotide messenger RNA. RefSeq lists its product as uncharacterized. The record is from RefSeq and is a predicted model, not a curated record. Gene Ontology annotation, molecular function: protein binding. Bases 1 to 1494 code for a protein of 497 amino acids. The transcript is spliced from 3 exons. Lineage: Eukaryota; Fungi; Ascomycota; Eurotiomycetes; Chaetothyriales; Herpotrichiellaceae.